Plutella xylostella (diamondback moth) is the source of this 2814-nucleotide messenger RNA. Its product is annotated as lysosomal proton-coupled steroid conjugate and bile acid symporter SLC46A3. The record is from RefSeq and is a predicted model, not a curated record. Gene Ontology annotation, cellular component: membrane. Lineage: Eukaryota; Metazoa; Arthropoda; Insecta; Lepidoptera; Plutellidae. Gene Ontology annotation, biological process: transmembrane transport. Gene Ontology annotation, molecular function: transmembrane transporter activity.
GGUGGCCAGCAGUGCUUGGCUCGUUGCAAUCACCCACCUGUGAUCGGCGGAGAAGGUUGCGCGCGCGCAUCAACUGUGUCUAUAGUACCUACAAGUACCAGCAAAGAGUUCGCGCGCUUUUUUAAAAAUAAAUAGAAUAAGUUCCGCGUCAACCGUCGCCAGUUCUUGAAAAAUUAUCUCGGUUUAAAAAUAGAACGCGUUCGAAUUAAAAAUAAAUACCUAUAAAUAACUAGUUGAUAGUUUUUUAACUGGUUUGCAAUAAAGUUUAAAUAGAGUAUUUUAGCGGGUAAUGGCGAGCAAGUUCGAGGACACAAUAAGAAGGUGAAAGUGAUGAAACUUAUGCUGUGAUCAAUCAAUAAGGAUUUAAAAGGAGGCUCAGCGAUGGCGGCCGAAACCAAAAACGAUGAAGUUAAAAAAAUGAACAAGAAGAACAAAACUGAACACGGCCCUAACGACUUAAAUGAAAAGCAACUCAAUGUAUAUAAAUAUAAUAAUGGGAAACACAAAGACCAGGAGAAACAGGAGAAGAAAGAUGACGAGAAACUCGAAGACCCCGGCUGGAGUGGACUGGGGUUCUUCCAGAAAGUCAGAUACAUGAUGAACAUGAUCACCGUGGAGCCUAUCUUGGCUUGCUACGUGAUGCCUUCCGUUCUAUCAGCCCUGGCGACACAGAAUCUCUACUUGGAGAAAGCGUGUAGAGUCAACCUAGGGUAUUCCGACCACAUCUGUGACGCAUUGACAAGACGUGACACGGCGAAUUACACGGCUGAAGAGGAAGCGGUGCAGACGCUAGUGGCCCACGUUGCUGGGUGGAAAACAGUGCUGCAAUCUUUUCUACCCUGUGGAAUCCUGAUCUUCCUCGGUGCCUACAGUGAUAGAGUCGGCCAGAGGAAGAUCUGCAUGCUACUGCCAAUCAUAGGAGAGUUCCUGACGAGUGUCGGUUUAAUCAUAAACACGUACUUUUUCUACGAGCUGUCUGUGGAAGUGGCUGCGGUCACAGAGGCAAUAUUCCCAGCCCUCACAGGCGGCUGGUUCACCAUGUUCGCUGGAAUCUUCAGCUACAUCGCUGACGUCACGACGGAGGAGCAAAGGACUUUAAGGAUCGGGAUAGUGAAUCUGUUUUAUUCAGUCGGGGUGCCAGUGGGCGCUGCCUUGAGUGGUAUUCUAGUGAAGAAAAUUGGACUGUAUGGUGUGUUUUCGUUAAGUGCCUCGCUGUAUAUAUUGAGUUUCGUGUAUGGGUACUGCAGGAUAAAGGAAGUGAAGCGGCCUGAAGGCAGCACGAAACCGGCAGAAAACUGGCGGGAAUGGCUCAAGAUGUUCUUCGACACUCGCUACGUGAAGGAAACAGUCCUGGUUGCGUUCAAGAACGGCCCCAACAACCGCCGGCUGCGAGUCAUCAUGCUGGUCAUUGUGCUGUGCGUUGUGAUUGGCCCGAUCUAUGGUGAAAUGGCGGUGAUGUACUUGUUCACUCGGUUUCGCUUCAACUGGAACGAGGUGGAUUUCAGCGUAUUCUCAACCUACGCCAUGUGCACUUCUUUAGUCGGUACUCUAUUCUCGGUGGGUGUCUUCAGUCAUCUGUUGAAAUUCGAUGACGCAAUCAUCGGCGUAAUUUCCUGUAUGAGCAAGAUUCUAUCUGGCUUCAUGUACGCAUUCUCGACGAAAACCUGGCACAUAUACAUAGCUCCAUUGAUAGAGAUAUUCAACGGGACAUCUUUUAUAGCAAUGCGAUCUAUGGUCUCCAAGCUGGUGUGCAAGGAUGAACUAGGCAAAGUGAACUCCCUAUUCGGCGUGGCAGAAGCCAUGAUGCCUCUGGUCUACGCUCCGAUGUACACGACGGUCUAUACCGCCACUAUCAAGACCUUCCCGGGAGCUUUCUUCCUGCUCGGUGGAGGGCUGACUGUACCCGCUGUGGUUAUAUUCUUAUGGUUAUAUUUAGCCAACAAGAAACACAACGUCGACGGCAAUUCAACAGACACCUCACAAGAGAAAACAUUGGACAAACCUGAGAAGAAUGGAACAAUUAACAAAGCUUUUGAACUGAACGAAAACAAGGAAGUUGGAAACACUAAAGUGGAAAAUAUGAUUAGUUCGCAUAUGCCCACAGAGUAUUCUGGACAGACUGAGUAUGAUAUUGCUAAAACUAUGCAUGGUAUUGGUAAAAUAUGAAUUAGGAUGCGUAGGUAUAUUAAUUUUUGAGGCUAGAUUUGGGCUAAUGGAUUCGAAUUGUAUAGAGAGGCUCUAAGUUUUCAGCUGCCGACACGAUUUUUAAUAACAGAGCUCAAUAUUAUGAGAAUGAUAAUGCAAAAAUCAUAGUAAAAUUAUUGUAAACUAGAAUGCUUAGGUAAAAAUACAUAUCCAUCUCAAAACACAUUUUUUUAUGAUUUUCAAAACUAUGGCGAAUUAGUAAGACACUGUGAUAAUGACAAGUUUAAAUUGAUUCAAAUUAUUUUAAUUUUAAAAUAUAGUAUGACUUUGUGAUAUUGAUGUAUCAAAGGGUGUGUUAAAUUAAUUUUUUUAUAGGUUUAUCUUAUUGUUAUGGUAUGAAUGGAGAAUGGAGGAUAAUUAUUCCUAAACAGGGUGGCAAUCUAUUAGUGAUAAAUUUGAAAUAAAAUCAAUAUCAAUGUGCUCGUUUUUUUCGGUAAGAACAAAAUAAACUUUAAAUAAUAACUGAUACAAAAUUACCGUAAGUAAUAAUAUAAAUAAAGAUGAACUUGCGGCAGUCUUAACUCAUUUUUGUAUUAGAAUUAGUUAAGUACUUAAUCUAAGAAUAAGUACUUUAGUGUUAGGUAUUCUUAAUAAAGUAUUUUUAUAAAA